Molecule: messenger RNA, 1941 nt
Organism: Aspergillus bombycis
Lineage: Eukaryota; Fungi; Ascomycota; Eurotiomycetes; Eurotiales; Aspergillaceae
Product: GMC family oxidoreductase
Exons: 1
Coding region: 1-1941 (646 amino acids)
Molecular function (GO): oxidoreductase activity, acting on CH-OH group of donors; flavin adenine dinucleotide binding
Source: RefSeq, a predicted model, not a curated record
AUGUUUGUUCGUCAGUUGUUGGGCCUUCUGGCCGUAGGCACUGGCCUGGCUACGGCUGUCAAUCUCACUGGAUACGAGUAUGUGGUUGUGGGAUCUGGCGCCGGUGGUGGCCCGUUAGCUGCUCGCCUGGCUCUCGCAGGGCAUAAGACUCUGCUGAUCGAGGCCGGUGAUGAUCAGGGUCUGAACCUCAACUAUUCUAUUCCCGCCUACUCGGCAAAGGCCUCGGAGGAUGAGGAGAUGUCCUGGAACUUCUUCGUUCGCCAUUACGCAGAUGAGGAGAGACAAGCCCGCGACUAUAAAACAAGCUAUGAAACUCCGGGUGGUGAGAUCUAUACCGGUCUGAACCCACCGGAGGGCUCAACCAUGAAGGGAACCCUCUAUCCUCGCACGGGAACCCUAGGUGGUUGCACUGCGCACAAUGCCCUGAUUGCGAUCUAUCCUCACCAGUCCGACUUCGAAUACAUUGCCACCCUUACCGGGGAUGGCUCUUGGUCUCCAGAUAACAUGCGCAAGUACUUUGCCAAGUUAGAGAACAACAACUACCUCCUCCCUGGACAGAAAGGCCAUGGCUACGACGGCUGGCUCCAUACCGAGACCGCCCCACUCAGCCUGGUUUUGGAGGACCCCCAGCUGCUCAGCUUGCUCCUGGGCGGUGCUUUCGCUCUCGGUAAUCAUACAAACACGAUCUUCAACGUUGGAACCCUUCUUGCCGGUGAUGCGAAUGCCGACAAGGAGACCCGCGAUACCAAGCCGGGCUAUUACCAGAUCCCGAUCUCCACCAACGACGCCCACCGGAAUGGACCCCGCGAGUUCAUCCUCGCUGUCCGCGAUGCUAAGAACGACGACGGGAGCAAGAAGUAUCCAUUGGAUGUGCGCACCAACUGUUUCGUCACCAAAGUUACCUUCGACGAGUCUGAGAACCCACCCCGCGCUACCGGCGUUGAAUUUCUCGAUGGCCAACACCUCUACCGCGCCAGCCCCCUCGCCAACGACUACUCCAAGGGAACACCAGGUACAGCGCAGGCCUCGCGCGAAGUCAUCGUCGCCGGUGGCGUGUACAACUCCCCCCAACUCCUCAAACUGAGCGGUGUCGGCCCAGCCGAGGAGCUCCAGAAGUUCGGAAUCAAGGUUAUCUCCGACCUGCCGGGCGUGGGAACCAACCUGCAGGAUCACUACGAGAUCACCGUGCAGGGCCACGUCCCCAAGGACUGGGCCGUCCUAGACGGCUGCACCUUCAGCGAGAAUGGCGAAGCCGACCCCUGCAUCGACCGAUGGGAAACCCCCACCCCUAUCCUGAAAGACCGGGGCAUCUACUCUUCCUCCGGACUAGCGGCGACGAUGUUCUAUAAGAGCAGUGUGACGGCCGACGACUCUUACGAUGUGUUUGUCUUCGGUGGUCCAGUCAAUUUCCGUGGUUACUUCCCCAACUACAGUAUCAAUGCCACCAGUGAGCAUGACUGGUUUACCUGGGCUAUUUUGAAGGGUCAUCCCCGUAACUCCGCGGGCAGCGUCACUCUCCGGUCUGCCGAUCCGCUUGAUAUGCCCGAGAUCGUGUUCAACUACUUCGACACUGGCGUGGGUGACUAUGAUGCCGAUUUGCAGGCGCUCUAUGAGGCGGUCGAGCUAAGUCGCGAGGCGUUCGAUCGUCAGCUCGUGGAGGUCACUGAGGUGCUCCCCGGGGCUGAUGUGAAGACCAAGGAGGAUAUCCAGCAGUAUGCGAAGGAUACAGCUUGGGGACACCAUGCCUCUUGUACGUGCCCUAUCGGUGCGGAUGACGAUCCGAUGGCGGUCUUGGACGCAAAAUUCCGGGUCCGUGGUGUCAGUGGGCUUCGUGUGGUUGAUGCUUCAGUUUACCCCAAGAUUCCCGGCACCUUUACCGCUGUUUCGACUUAUAUUGUUGCCGAGAAGGCAGCGGAUGAGAUUCUGUCUGAGUUGAACUAG